Molecule: messenger RNA, 1895 nt
Organism: Rhinolophus ferrumequinum (greater horseshoe bat)
Lineage: Eukaryota; Metazoa; Chordata; Mammalia; Chiroptera; Rhinolophidae
Gene: CD34
Product: CD34 molecule
Exons: 8
Coding region: 180-1319 (379 amino acids)
Biological process (GO): cell-matrix adhesion
Cellular component (GO): membrane
Source: RefSeq, a predicted model, not a curated record
AAGCUCACGUUGGUGGCAGCCAAGGAGAGGGGCCGGCCUUGCCAGGACUAAAGAGGGAGGGGAGGGGAAAAGCAAGAAUCUCCCACCCCGCUUCCAGGCGGAGGGGCGGGAGCAUCGGGUCCCGGCCCAGAAAGCAGUGUCUUGGGCUCUGUGCAUCUCUCCGGAGCGGCGCGGGAAGGAUGCUGGGCCGCAGGGGCGCGCGCGCGGAGCGCGGCAUGCCGCGGGGCUGGACCGCGCUCUGCCUGCUGAGUCUGUUGCCCUCUGCGUUCACAAAUGUGACUAACUCGGAUAAUGUUACCUCAGAGUCAUCUACCACAGGAACAUUUUCAGCUGUUCCUACAAUUGUAUCCAACCAGGAAACAGCAACACCAAGGACUCCUGAAAGUACCACAUUCAAAUGUGGCUCUCAGGACAGCAAUGCGACCACAGCAACCAUCUCAGAGACUGCAAUCAACAUCACAUCUACCUCUGAAAUCUCCUCAGUUCCUGGAACCAUGAGCUCUUCAGUGCAGACACAGACCUCUUUAACCGUCACAGUGUCUUCCACCCCAAUCAACUUUUCGGCUGCAGAUAUGACCUUGAAGCCUAGCAUGUCACCUGGAAAUGUUUCAGAUCCCCCACACAAUAGCACCAGCCUUGUGACAUCUCCCACAUCAUCAUCUUCUACCCCAAGUACUAUCAAGGGAGAAAUCAUAUGUUCCAAAGGCGAAGAAGUGAACUCGACACAAGGUAUCUGCCUGGAGCUAAAUAAGAACUCCUCUUGUGAGGACUUUAAGAAGGACCAUGGAGAGGAACUGAUCCGAGUCCUGUGUGGGAAGGAUCAGGCUGAGGCUGAAACCAGGAGGUGUUCCUUGCCCUUUACCCUGUCUGAGGUGAGGCCUCGCUGCCUGCUACUGGUCUUAACCAACAGAGCAGAACUUUCCAACAAGCUCCAACUUCUGAAACAGCACCAGUCUGACCUGAGAAAGCUGGGGAUCCAAGACUUCACUGAACGAGAUGUUAGGAGCCUCCAGACUGAUUCCCCCCGCAAGAUCCUGAUUGCACUGGUCACCUCGGGGGUCCUGCUGGCUGUCCUGUGCACCAUUUGCUAUUUCCUGAUGAACCGCCGCAGUUGGAGCCCCACAGGAGAAAGGCUGGGUGAAGACCCUUAUUACACGGAGAACGGUGGAGGCCAGGGCUAUAGCUCAGGCCCUGGGGCCUCCCCUGAAGCUCAGGGAAAGGCCAGUGUGAACCGAGGGGCUCAGGAGAACGGGACCGGCCAGGCCACAUCCAGAAAUGGCCAUUCAGCGAGACAAGUUGUGGCUGACACCGAAUUGUGACUCAGCUGGGUGGGGCAAGGCUGGGCAAUGUCUGGGGAAGGGAUCCUCCCAACAUCUGACCACUGCUUCCCUGCUGGAGGUGCCAUCUCCUACCUUCUCCCUUUUCCACUGCACACACCCUCUGAGGCUUUUACUAGGGCCCUGUGCUGCACCACCUCGGGGUUCUCUCCACCCUGCCCUUUACACAUUCAGCAAUCUGACCCCAGAUUUGGGUCUUCUUUGAGUAAAGGCAUGAUGGGGAAAAGCCAAGGUUCAGAGAAGCUCCCCGUGGGGGUUGAUGAUCUUGCAGCAUUCACACAUGACCCCUGCCCUCUCCCUCCUCUCUGCCUCAUUACAGGAACUGCCAGGGGAAAGCAUAGGUUUUUCUGGGCUACAGUGUCCUCCCAGGAGUCUCUGUCGUUUCUGUUACUUCCUUAUAUUUUUGUUCUCUACUUUAGCGAAAUCAAACCCACCCAUUGCACUCGCUCCUUUGCAAUGAUAUAACCAGAAAAACUUGUUGUCUUACGCCAUGGCCCUUAUGUCCCCUCCAAGUCACUGUGGAUUCAGUCACCAGCUUCCCUCUGGCUCUCCAAGUCC